Rhinocladiella mackenziei CBS 650.93 is the source of this 540-nucleotide messenger RNA. RefSeq lists its product as uncharacterized. The transcript is spliced from 2 exons. Lineage: Eukaryota; Fungi; Ascomycota; Eurotiomycetes; Chaetothyriales; Herpotrichiellaceae. The coding region runs from base 1 to 540 and encodes 179 amino acids. The record is from RefSeq and is a predicted model, not a curated record.
AUGGCGGAAACUCACGGUGGGAAAGGACCGAAUCCUGAUUCGCGAUUAGAGGAGGUCAAUCAUUUAAGGAGUGUCGCGGAGAACCAUCUCAAGGAGAUUGAUGAGGAGAAGCAACAGGAAGAAGAAGAUGAAUCAAGAAGGAUCGAAGAAUUAGAGCGCUAUGCGAAACACCGACGGAGAGGCAAAGAGGGUCCCAGCUUGGGUUCAACUCCAACGCCAAAAAUGAGAUCAGCUCAAGAUGUCUUGAGCCGCCUGCAGUGGGACGAUCAACUCGAUAUAACAAAGUUCACCAUUGGUUAUCUCGAGAGAUUUGCCGGGAUAAAGGAAAUGCAAGCAAGCACCUGGAUAUCCGAGUUCACGGAAGAAGAAUGGAUCCCUCAACACCGCAUCAAAUACUUCAAACGAAUUAAUGAGAAUGGAAAUCAUGAAGUUGUCUGGGACCGGGACAAACGGAUAGACAAGGUCUUUGGAAGCGGCCUGAGCAGCCUGGAUGGUGUUGAUAUUCGAUCAGAAGAUGGCGGUGUCGGAUUGAUGCCAUGA